AGUUAUCGAUACACGCAUUGUUCGUUUCACGUGUUGCACAUGUUGUUUUGUGUUUAAUUAUUGAAAACAAUUGAAAUGGACGUGGAAAACGCGGAAAACCAGCAAACUCUUACCGUCGACAGUAAUAUUGAAAAUGCGGAGAUUGUGGAAAAUAAGGAAAGUGCCGAACAGGCUUCAGAAAGUGUGAAAACAAGUGAUGAAAUUGAAAAAGCCGGUAACAAUGAAUUCGAGUAUCUGGAGCGCAAUGAGUUCACUUCAGAAAUCUAUAAGAUUGAAGUGAAGAACUUGGGCUACUUUGGCAUUGGCGAGUUUAAGAAACUGCUCAAGACCACUCUGAAACUGGAUAUUACAAAAAUCAAAUCGCCAACACGCAAGGAGUUUGCGUUUGUGUGUUUCCGCAACCAGGAGGACCAGCAACGUGCGCUGGAAACGCUCAAUGGCUACAAGUGGAAGGGCAAGGUACUCAAGGCGAUGGCUGCCAAAGCAUCUGCCGAUCCCCUGCACAAGCGACGUGGCGAAGAAUUGAGCGGCGAGACGAAACCAAAGCGUCAACGCACCGCUAAGGAGGCAACUUGUCCUCUUGCUGAGCUAACCUACGAGAAGCAGCUGGAGCAGAAGACGGAGGAGAUGUCGGCGCUGCUCAAGAAAUACACACAGGAACUGCGACGUUUAAAUCCAGCUGCCAAACCACAUCUGGACAAGUUCCAAUUCAAUGGUGUCUUAGCCUCGCCUGCUGUCGAUGGUUAUCGUAAUAAGAACGAGUUCAGCAUAGCCAAAAAUGCGGAUGGAGAGAUUAUUGUUGGCUUUCGAUUGGGCAGCUACAGCGAUGGAUCCGUUGAGGUGGCCGAUGUGCAGCAGUUGCCACAUUUGCCAGCGCAGGCAAAGUGGGCGGCUCUCAGCUUUCAACAGCUGGUCAGACAGUCCAAGUUUCAGCCCUUCAAUCCUGUGGGCAACCUGGGACACUUUCGUCAGCUAAUGGUGCGUACUUCGAGUGCCACUGGAGAGCUAAUGUUGGUGGCUGGCAUUUACUCCUCCAAUUUAAGUGAAAGCGAGCAAGUUGAGCUGCAGCAGGAGCUGAAGAAUUUCUACGAUCAACCGGAGCAGAAUGAGACUCACAAGUGCAGUUCGCUCUACUAUCAGGAUGUCAAGCACCGCGAGGCGGGCCAAAUGAUUAAUCCCGUCACACAUCUUGCGGGCAGCACGCACAUAACAGACACCAUACAAGGACUGCAGUUUCGCAUCAGUCCUUUGGCCUUCUUUCAAAUAAAUACGGCCGGCGCCAAUGUCCUUUAUCAGCAGGCCAUUGAUUUGGCAGCGCCAACUCCAGACACAACCAUGCUGGACAUCUGCUGUGGCACAGGAACCAUUGCUCUGGCAUUUGCUAAGCACUGCAAACAAGUGUUUGGCGUGGAGAUUGUGGCUGAUGCCAUCAAGGAUGCGGAGUACAAUGCCGAGGCGAAUAAGAUUACAAAUUGCAAAUUCUUUGCUGGCAAUGCAGAUGAUUAUAUCAAGAGCAUGGUCAGAGAGGCUUUGUAUGGCCAAGAGCCGGGCAAGCCAGUGGAUUUAAUAGCUGUUGUGGAUCCGCCACGAGCUGGACUUCACAAUCGUUCCAUUGCCGCCAUACGUUCAGCGAGCGCCAUAAAACGUCUGGUCUACGUUUCCUGCAAUCCUAAUAGUGCCAAGCGCAAUUUUAUUGAGUUAUCACGGCCCGAGUCAAAGCAUUGGAAAGGCGAACCGUUUUACCCCAAGUCCGCUGUAGCUGUGGACAUGUUUCCACAUACAACACACACGGAGCUGGUCAUUUUAUUUGAGCGCGAGGCGAAGACUUCAACUGACGCGGUAGCUCAGGCAAAGGAGAAGACAAAAGAGGCAGAUGUGGCAGCUGAGACUGAGGAGCAAGUGGCGAAAACAGAGGAGACUGCAACGACCACAACAACAACAACAACGUGACGCCUUGGAAUACUUUCUCAAAGAAUACUUAAUGUGAAAUAGCAAUACAUUAUCACUGUUAAUCAG
This is a messenger RNA of Drosophila albomicans, 2016 nucleotides long. RefSeq names its product tRNA (uracil-5-)-methyltransferase homolog A. Gene Ontology annotation, biological process: RNA processing. The record is from RefSeq and is a predicted model, not a curated record. The transcript is spliced from 3 exons. NCBI's taxonomy places the organism in Eukaryota, Metazoa, Arthropoda, Insecta, Diptera, Drosophilidae. Gene Ontology annotation, molecular function: RNA binding; RNA methyltransferase activity. The coding region runs from base 76 to 1950 and encodes 624 amino acids.